AUGACUGAUGAUGAUUUUAGCCAUUACGUACCUUCUAUUCUAAAUCCACGAUCUGUAAAGAAAUCUGAUUUAAACUUGACACAGCGAUCAAUAUUCACUCAAAAUUCACUGUCCUUAAAAAGGGUCAAAGUUCCAUCAGAUACGUCUUACAAGAAGUCAGUUAAGGGUUUAGGGAAGAAAUUUCAAAAUAACAAAGAGAAUAUUGAAAUCUCAAGUUGUGUUACUGAAAAGAUAGAUUUUGGACCUCUGGACAAUCAAGAAUCUUGGAAUUCCAUUAACUUCAGUUCAAAAUCUUUAUCAACAUUGGAGUCUAACAAUUCAGCCACAUCUAUUCUAAGAUCUGACAGAUCAUUAGCAACAGAUUUAUAUGGAAAAGCAGACAGGGAAGCAUACAAUGUCUCAGUUUCUUUAAAACAUUCAAAAAUCACAAUAAGUACUAAAGGCAACUCUAUAAAGAAUAUUGCAGUAUCAAACUCAAAUACAAAAAUGCAUGUCAGUUGCAUAGUUGUUGAAAGUUCAGUUUCUGAACAGGAGUCAAGUCCAGAUAAGAAGAAACUUUCUAUACAGAGUCGUUCAAAGAGAUCAAGUGCAUCUGUCAAUCUAGAAAUAAAAAAACAAAAGUUAUCACACAAUAAAGAGGGAGAGAAGAUUCUUAUUUUGAAAUCCUGUGAUGCCAAGCUGUCAGAUGUCAUAGUUCAGCCAACAAAUUACAAAUUUAUCAAACAAAAAAUUCAAGACCAAUGUAAAUCUGUUUAUGAAGUGAGGAAUGGGAAGAUUGGUCAUUUGAAACAACGAUCUAUUGACUCAUACUUUGCUAAUGUCAGUCGGUUAAAGCAGGUUUCUGAAGGUAAAUUAGCUUGUUUGGGGAAUGCUAGUUUAACAGAUAAGGAUUCAGCACAGAAUGUGUCACAUGACAUGAGUAGAAACUUGUGUGUUGCUGCUAGACAUGACACCCAAUCCACUAAAAAUGGUAAACGGAUUGAGUAUUGCAAAUCUCCAAGGAAAUUGUCGCACAGAUCUAUGUCUCCGAGAGUGGAGACCAAGGAAUCUUUUACACCAGCGAAGGUAAAGAAUGAAAGUUUAGGUUCCUACUCGCCGAGGAGAAUUGCAGAUUCCAUACAGUUCAGUUUGCCAGCAAAAUCUAAGUCGAAUAAAACUUCCACUGUGAAUAAAGUUGUUCCACAUUAUAAAAUCGUUGCAGGUACUCAUUUUGCAGUAGAUGCUUUCUCUUAUGGAGACAUACCAAAUGUUAGACACUAUUUCCUUACACACUUCCAUUCAGACCACUAUUCUGGAUUGAAGAAGGGUUUUAACAAAAUGCUAUUUUGUUCCAAAAUUACUGCGGAUCUUUGCAUCUCCAGAUUGGGCGUGGGCGUAAAGUAUAUUCAUAUAAUGAACGUGGACGAAACUAUUAAAAUUGAUGGGGUCGAAGUAACAGCGAUUGACGCCAACCACUGUCCAGGUGCAAUAAUGCUGGUCUUCAGUCUUCCCAACGGCAAGACUCUGCUGCAUACCGGAGAUUUCAGGGCUUCACCUGUUAUGGAGUCGUAUCCCAUUUUCUGGAAUAAAGACAUUCAUACCGUCUACCUUGAUACUACGUAUUGCAACCCACGCUAUGACUUCCCAACGCAGGACGAAAGUCUAGAGAGGGCGCUCUUUCACCUGAGACAGAAGAAAACGGCGCUCGAGAAAGCUGGAAAGAAAUUCUCGUCCGUCCUAAUCGUCUGUGGCACAUACACUAUCGGUAAAGAGAAAUUCUUUCUGGGUAUGGCGCGUCGCGUGGGCUGCACGGUCUGGGCUUGCCCCGAGAAGGACCGAGUGCUGCAAGCCGUGGAAGGUCGGAGUUUCAGCCACGCCCCACCUCAGUCUUGCCAGUUGCACGUCGUACCUAUGCGGGACCUCACUCACGAGAAGUUACGCAGUUACCUGGACAGUCUACAAGGCGCAUUUAGUGAAGUUGUGGCUUUCAAGCCGAGUGGAUGGGAGAACGGCAAGAACUCCUCCGUCGAAAAGGAUUCUGUCACUAUACACGGUAUACCGUACAGUGAACAUUCAAGUUUUUCAGAAAUGAUCCGAUUCGUGAAGUAUCUAAAGCCGAAGCAAGUUGUUCCCACCGUAGACAUUUCUGGAGGCAUAAAGGCUGUUCAGAAGUACUUCCCUUGUCCGCUGGUGUACAAAGAAGAUCUGCAAAACCAGGCCAAAGUCACCGACUACUUUAGUAUACAGAGCAGACAUCAACCGGCUAUUACCUGA
Molecule: messenger RNA, 2253 nt
Organism: Leptosia nina
Lineage: Eukaryota; Metazoa; Arthropoda; Insecta; Lepidoptera; Pieridae
Source: the annotation of a GenBank genome assembly